CUGCUUUCCUCUGCUCCCCGCCACUUUCACCACGACGCCGGCCACAUCAAGCAGGACGCCAAGAUGACCGCGUUCCUCGAUCUUCCUAACGAGCUUCUGAUGCAAAUCAUCAGCCUCUUAUGUCCUCACUGCGUCGUCGUAUCGCAAAACCUGGGAGGAUGCACCUGUAACGAUGACCGCCCCAAAGGUGCCAGUCGCCUCUCCGAGUCAGACCUGCAUCGCCAAGCCCUCUCAAGGCUAUCGAGGACAUGCCACACUCUCCGGAACAUCGCACAGCCCAUGCUAUAUCACAGCCCGAAACCCAUCAUCGGCUCUGAACUCUUCCUCGCCCGCACUCUCGCCUCCAAUCGUGAGCUCGCUCAAGCCGUUAAGGAGCUGCACCUCGGAAAAUGGAGCGUCAACGAAAAGGACGUUACGCCGGAACUACAAGAUCUUUUCAACGGCAUAAUCGACCGCGUUGGGAUUCCCGCCCAACUGCUAAGCGAUUUGGAUAAUGACUGGCCGCGAGAUUGGCUCACGGGGCCGGACGGUGGCAAGAGAGAUCCCUACGUGGGCUACAUACCGGAUGCCACCAAACCAGGAGGAGGGAAGAACUUCUUCGACAGACGUGUCCGUGUCGUCGACGCGCUGAUCGUCACUCUCGUGCCCAACGUCGAGCACAUCCACGUCGAGCCCCUAUUCGCCCCCCACUUUCCGUUCUCCGCGCCAGGAUCCCUCCCACGUCUGACGGACCUCACGCUGCAGACGACGCAGGCGAGCGAGGGCAACAGCAUCGACUGCGUCAAGGGCAUCAUGGACGCCGCCCCGGCCCUGGAACGGUUCAGAGGAGUCGGCGUCAACGGGAUGACCACGUCCGUGACGCACCCGGCCUUGAAGAGUCUUGAUCUGAGUCAGAGCAUCCUGGGUGCGACACACAUCAAUGCCAUCAUGACCGGCUUCCCGAAGCUGGAAGUGUUCGGGUACGAGGUUGAUCACAACGUGACCGUCGCGGGUCCGAACGAUAUAGACGCCAACCCGCAGGAGAUUGGGGAGGCGCUUCUGCUCCGCAAGGACACGCUCAAGGACGUGGAUCUCGACCUUGCGCGUUCGUCAAUGUACCGGAUUGAUCAAGACACAAUCGCAUCUCAUAGUACGAUGCGCAGCCUGAAGGAGAUGGAGGUGCUGGAGGAGCUCGCCAUAGGCUACGACGCCAUCCUCGUGCCGAGAACCUGGGACGAUGGAGAGGAGGAAGGCCACGAGGAUGGCGAUGUCGAGGAGGGAACAACGGACGGGGCACUGCACAGGGGAAGAAAGAAGGACUCGCUGGUUGACUUCUUGCCGGUUACUCUCCGCUACCUGAAGCUGUGCGACGAGGAGAGCCAUCUCUUCCAAGAUCUUAUCGAGCUCGCGGGACAAGUACCUGAGAAGUUUCCGAACCUGAAGAAGGUUAGGUUCUGGGGCUAUGACGAAUAUGAACGGAUGGCAUUGAGGGGUUCUUUUCGCAAGGUGGGCGUGAAGUGCUUCCAUGGCGGGUAUUUGUGA
Molecule: messenger RNA, 1521 nt
Organism: Colletotrichum karsti
Lineage: Eukaryota; Fungi; Ascomycota; Sordariomycetes; Glomerellales; Glomerellaceae
Product: aromatic aminotransferase
Exons: 1
Source: RefSeq, a predicted model, not a curated record